CUUUUUUAUCACCAUCUAACGAAAUUGACUUUUUCGUUUUUCACUUGUAUUUAUUUUGGCGAUGUGAAACAUUGUUUUGUUUUGGUUUUCUUUACAUAACCGCUGCUGGUAUCAAAAUGCUUCAUUAAUAUCGCUAAGCUAUCAAAAAAUUCCAAAAAAAAAAACAAUCGAAAACUUGAUUGAAAGGUUUCAUUUAGCUUCUUGUGCGCGCUGCAACUACCGACAAAGAAUGGCUUUAUUAUCACGUUUGCCAUCAACACCAGGAUCGCCCAAAGCUUUGCUGCAUCUCCAGAACUGCAUCAGCUAUUUGUGGCCAUCGUUGCACAAGUCAACGCAAAUCGAUGCAAUUGAUUCCUUUACAAACGAGUUGGUUACCAAGAAAACAAAGAAAUGGGAAUCAUUGCGAGAGAAUUUAAUGAAGUCCGAUGGUCGUAGUUCACCAACACCGUCGUUUGGUCAGACAGUGGUGCUGGCCAAGAAGGGGGUCAUCCAGGAUCUGGAAUCUAUACGUUCACCGGAACUUGGCCUAGAUAUUCGUUCGUUGUCGCGGGCUCAGUUGGACAACCUACUGCUGUCAACUCUGCAAAUCAAGAAUAAAGUGGAUUUCUUGUACUUGAUCAAACAGUGCAUCGCUUGGAGAUUGCUUCCAUCGAAGGAUGUUCUCAUCGAGUGUCUGAAAUACCUUAGCACAUUGCGAAAGACCCAGCAAAUUGAAGAUUUUAUUGAAAUUUGUAAAUUACAAAAGAAUCCUCUACUCAAGAUCUAUGGUGGUCUGGCACCAUUUAAGGCUAUGGCCAUGUGGCGAAGCGGCAGCUCAGAGGGAGCCCUAAGAACUCUCGAACAAGGCUAUUCGAAUUGUAAAGAUGACGAAGGUCGUCGUAUGAUAAGAAUUGCUUUCAAAACCAUCUCCGAGGAGACCUUAGAAACCAAGAGCGAUGCCGUUCUCGUUGGUCUAACUAAGCUGGCUAAGAAAAUCUACGAAGAACAAAAAGAUAUCUUCGGAUUGGCGUGUGUUUGGAAGGCCUGCUUUGCGAGUGAAUGGUUUUCUGAUCAAAAAACAGCUGCUAAUUUAUUCGAGGAAUAUGAGGAACUACAUGGUUUGAUUGGGAGGCGGUCUCAAUCGUUGUGUUCUUCAUUUCUGAGGCAGAAAAAUGUUGAUGCUGUGCAUCGGUUAAUCGAAUUAUUUUUGCAAUACAAACAACAUGAGUCAUGUAGUAACUGUUUAAGUCUGUUGUUCAACUAUCAAUAUCAUCGCAACGAUCUUCGAGCAUGUGCUGAAAUUAUAAAGAGUUGCAGCGAACUCGAGAUGCCUCUGAAUGAGACUCAGAAUGAACAAUUCCUCAGUCUGUUUUUGAAUCAAUCAGCUGCACCGAAAAUCAACAACACCAAACAAUCAUCCGCUGCAAAUAAAUUUCAAUACAAAUUUUAAGUACCUUACUUUAAAAAACAACGUCCUAGAUCUGGUCAUUCGGAUAAAAGUUUAUAGUUUAACGUUUAUACAUAUAAAUCUAGCUAAAAUAUGUGUAUUAGGUUUAUGUUUAAAUUACACCGUAUUAAAAAGCUAUUCGUUGAUAAAGUGUUACAUUAUUUAUAUGAAUACUCAAGUAGAAGACAUCCUUUAAAAGUGAGGUUGUAAAUGUGAAAAUUUAUAAUGGCUAAGACAAAUGUUUGUCUAUAGAAAUGACUACGAUUGUCCUAAGAAAUCUGUAAGCUUAACUAAACUUUAUUAUUGAUAUCAAAGCACAAAAUGCAUGAACAAAUAAUAAAAGUCAUUAAUCCACAUGAACAAGAUUUCUUAUUGCUCUGUUUAGAAAAUGCACAAUGAUUAAGGAAUAAAUUUACUAAGAUUUGGAAACAAAUACUCAAACUUUUUUUUGAUGUUUCCUUUAUAAGUGUUCGAAAUUGCACAUAAAUAGAUACUUUUGUUGUCCAAGUCCACCAACAAACUGUUGGUUUCUGUCCAAAUAUUUUUUGUUUAGAUUUUAAGAGAUAUUUUUGAAAAUGUUUGCUGUUUUAAUAAAAAAUUAAUAUUGUUAAACUAUAA
Molecule: messenger RNA, 2044 nt
Organism: Eupeodes corollae
Lineage: Eukaryota; Metazoa; Arthropoda; Insecta; Diptera; Syrphidae
Exons: 4
Coding region: 230-1429 (399 amino acids)
Source: RefSeq, a predicted model, not a curated record